GGGGUGUGGUGAGCUACAGAGCAGCAGGAUCUCUGGGCUUCUGAGUUCAUUGUACACAGAUUCCUCAGGGAGCAACUCAGCAGCCUUAGUCCUCAGAGAAUCUCAGCAAUAAACCUGGACAGAAGGCUCAGAAAGUCACCACAGGGAGCUGCACCCAGAGAAUGCUAUUAAGAUACAGAUAGUAUUAUGGCAGAGAUAUCAAUACCAACAUCUUUACCGACUUCCUACCACCGAGGACAUCGCAACCCCGAGUGACACGUCAAUCUGGCCUUCAGCUUUCUAUGUACACUCUCUUAGUUGCAACUUGAUCAUCAGGUCUCCUACCAAAGCAGAACCUCUCUGGUAUGAAGGACAGUGUUCAAUGGAUGGAAAUGUUUUCCUUUCUUCUAAUAACGUGAACAAGACCAUGCCUUUGGGUAACCAGGAGAAGAUGGCAAAUGCCACCGAAGUGUGGACAUGUUUGACCCAGUGGAUAGACCGAUGUAAACAGGACUUAAGGGACAAGGUGUCUGAAAUCAAAGGGGACACUACCAAGACCAGUGGUCACCCCACUUUACGGGUCACCAUGCUUUCUAACCACAGCCAUGAACAAAUCAUUGGUGCUUCCUGUGUAUUCAACAUCAGUGAGAAUUAUUCCUUCAUCUUGGACCUAAAGACUAUGAAGUGGAAACUGAUUAAUCCUGUACCAGAGGACAUCAUGAAAGAAUGGAAAGAUGAUAAGACAUUAAUGAAACAUCUGAAUUUGUUCAUAGUAGAAUGCAGUCCGAAAUUCAAUGAAUUCUUAAAUCAGCACGAGGAAAGAACAAGAUCAACAACAAGGGCCCCAGAUAUCACCCAGCCUCCACCUACCAGCCAGGUUCCUUAUAAGGAAGUAUUGAUCCCUGUAGGACUCAUCAUUUCCAUCAUCUUUAUUAUUUUCCUUUGCAUAUGUGUGAAGAGGAUGUGUUGUCCCCACGGAGGUAGAGAACUUCAGCUGCUCAAGGACUACUGCAUCAACUGGCACAAGCCACAGAGGAAUGAGGGGCUAGAGGAGACAAAAGGAGAGGUUCCCAACCAGAGAACCAAAAUGUUGUCCCAGGAGGAAGAUCCCAAGACAUUGGGAGGCCCAAGGAGGGCAUCAGAAUCUGUGGAACUGGAGUUACAGAUGUUUUCAAGUACUGGGAGCUGAACCGAGGACAUCUCCAAGAACAGCAAGGGAUCUUAACUACUGAGCCUUCACGCCAAACGAUAAAUGAAUUUUUCCUUUAAAAAUGAUUUUUAUUUUGUUUAUGUAUAUGAGUACACUGUCUCUGUCUUCACACACACCAGAAGAGGGCAUCAGAUCCCAUCACAGAUCGCUCUGAACCACUAUGUGUUGCUGAGAGUUGAACUCAGGACCUCUGGAGAGUGAGCAGUUCUCUUAACUGCCCAGCCAUCUCUUCAGAUUAAUAAAUUUCUUAAAAAGAAAAUAUGGCCUUAAUAUUAUUCAAUACAGGGGAAGGCCUUAACCAAACUUCACGAUAAAGUUGAAUGUUUCAGAUUCACUCACAGUAAAAUGACCAUGGAGUGAAAUGGCCAGUUAUGACGUCAUUUGUAGCAUUGGAGCUAAAGGUUUGGUCAGAGGGGCUCACAGUUGCUCUAAGAGAAAUGCCAAGUAAUACCGCCAUAUCUAAUGAAACCUGUAAAUAUAAGGUAUGUGCUUCACAGUUUUAUGUGAGUUUGACAUAUUAUAAAGCGGUAUGAGAGGAGAGAAACUCGGUUUUAAAAUGCUUCCUUCAGAUUAGGCUGGAGGGAACCCUGUAGGGCAUUUUCUUCACAGUAAUCACAUGCAGCUCACAGCCCAUUUCGGUGAUCCUUUCCUAUAAGGCUGAUGGCUUGUGUAUGAGACUGUAUGGCUGAGCAAGCCAUGAGGAGAAAUCUAGUAAACAGCACCCAUGCAUGGCCUCUGCAUCAGCUCCUGCCUCCAAGUCCCUGCCCUUUUCGAAUCCUGUCCUGACUUCUUUCAAAGGACAAACAGUGAUUUGGAAGUGUAAGCCACAUAAACUCUUUCCUUCUCAAGUCCCUUUGGUCAUGAUGUUUCACCACAGCAAAAGUAAACAUCAUUAAGACAAAUUGGUACCAAGAUAGUGUGUGGUUUUGUUGUAGCAGACCUGGCAUGUGUUUUGGGGAGGUUUCUAGAAAGCCGUUGGACCUCUUGGCUAGAAAAGCCAUUGAGUGAUAAGAGGUACCUGGUCCAUUCUUUAGGACCUUAGAUGACAGGCAUGUUGAAAGCAGUGCAGACAACGGAGGCCUGACUUGUGAUGUUCAGGGAAGCAAAUGCUACCAAGUCAUUUGCAUUAAGAACGGAUGGCUCUAUGUUGCUGGGGCUGAAGAAUUGGCUGUGAUUAACAAGAGUCCAGAACUACUUUAGUGGAACCUUUGUUUUGUUGGGAUACUCAAUGCUCUUCAGCUGGAGCUGAGAACUUAACAGUCAUCAGGAGAGAGCAGCACCACUGAAGUGAGAUCAUCUGGAAAGGGAUUCCUGAGAGUCAGUACACAAGCUGUGUUCAAGACCCAGCCAGAUUGGAGCUUGUGAGGUACCUGAACAAGUCAGUGUAAGAGCUAGCCUGGUGUUCCUGGUUUUGUAGAUGUGAAAGGGUCAUGGAGAAGAGCUGAGGCUUGGCACUGUGCGACAGAAUUGGAGUCCAUGAAUAAAGCCCUUCACAGGACACUACUAAAAGUGUGGCUAGAGCAGAAGACUCUAGCUCUUUGGAAAUGCCAGUGCCAAGAAGUGACCACCGAGGAAAGCAUCAGUGGUAGUGGAGUGGAGCAAGCCAGAACCUAGAAGACAAACUGUCUAUACUCUAGUGGGUGAGCUGGUGAUGUAACUCACAUGGUGAUGGGGAGCCGGGUCUAGGCCAACCUUGGACCCUGCAUCCAAUUUUCUACUUAUGGCUUUCAUUGGAGACUCCAUAACUGGUCCUGUUGUCAAUCAUGGCUUUCUGGCUAAGCCAUGACUCCUCAAGACCUGAUUAAGACCUUAGUUUAAGGAAAGGGAAAAAUUAGGAAAGUCCCCUGAGACACAAACGGGGUAAGUUAUCCUCCAAGAACAACAUAUUUGAACACACACACACACACACACACACACACACACAAACACACACCAGAAAUAGAACUUAAUGACAGAUCAAAGUACAAAUUGUGCAGACAUUUUGAAGCUCCACUGAGUUUUCUUUGGGGUUGCUAACAGGAGUCUAGUGAGAGGUUAAUUAUAGGAUCUGGGGUGACUUCUCCAAAGCUGUUUCAUUGCAGAGCUCACCUCAACACAGGUAGUGACUCCUGAUGAGAAAAUUAGAACAGAUUUUAAUAUGUGCAAAAUGACCAGCCAGUUUUAAAACCACAGGGAAAAACGUAGUCCUAUCUCAACUGGGUAGAACAACUGAGGAGCUGUCUUGCACAGCUUCUGCUAAGCCAGGCCUUUAGCAAAUACACAAGAAUGAAGUGACUGCAACAGUGGAAGUCAUUACCUUGAAAAUCUUUGCAACCUGAUAUUACAGCUAGA
Molecule: messenger RNA, 3520 nt
Organism: Rattus norvegicus (Norway rat)
Lineage: Eukaryota; Metazoa; Chordata; Mammalia; Rodentia; Muridae
Gene: Raet1ll1
Product: retinoic acid early transcript 1L like 1
Biological process (GO): signal transduction
Cellular component (GO): plasma membrane
Molecular function (GO): natural killer cell lectin-like receptor binding
Source: RefSeq, a predicted model, not a curated record